AAAGCACAUUGUGGCAGCAGCAAGAGAAGGAGCAGUCUGCUUUGACAAGCUCCUUGUCUGGAUACCUCCCCUAUUCUCCCAGUCCACACCCCUAAUGUUGUAAGACAGGCUACCAGUAGAGGAUCUUCUGCCUCUUGUACCUUCACAACUGAACUAGUGCUUCUCUGUGCCUCUAGGCAACGUGUGAGCAUUGCAAGGCUGUAGCUGGGGCUCGUCAGAACAGCAUUAUUGUCAUUGUCACCUAUCCUGUCACUCAUUCAUACACUAGCAGAGUGCAUCCCUCUCACCUCCCUUUUGUUUUUCCUCCUAUUCUUCCCUCCCUCUGUUUAUUACUUUAGAGCAAUAUUUCCCUCCCCCAUUGUUCUUUGUAUGUGUGUUAGUCUUCUCUGGUUGUCCUACUUACACGCAUCUCACUAGUCCCUGCUGUGUCUACCUGAGAGAGCGUGUGCAUGAGGCAGGUGACCUCACUGUACCUGGGGAUGGCUUGUCUGGGAGUCUCUGGGAGCUGCUGCUUUUAGGAAGGACAGAACACAAAGCUGAGCGCAAGCAUCUCCAGAACAGAGCACAGGCUGAGAGCAGGCUGAUUGGGACUGGACUCCUGGGUGUCGGAUGAUAAGGACUGCAGCACCAUGAGCACGAGUUCAGUGCCCUAUCAACACAACUCCUAUAAUCCAGGGGGGAGCUCUGGUCCUAUCCAGUGUUAUCGAUGCGGAGACACCUGCAAAGGAGAGGUGGUACGCGUGCAGACCAACCAUUUUCACAUACGUUGCUUUACAUGCCAAGUUUGUGGCUGUGAUCUUGCCAAAUCUGGCUUUUUCUUUAAGAAUGGAGAGUACAUUUGUACACGAGAUUACCAACAGCUCUAUGGGACACGAUGUGACAGCUGCAGAGACUUUAUUACAGGAGAAGUUAUAUCAGCCCUUGGAAGGACAUAUCAUCCAAAAUGCUUUGUCUGCAGCGUGUGCAGAAAACCUUUUCCCAUCGGAGACAAGGUGACAUUCAGAGGCAAAGAAUGCGUAUGUCAGAAUUGUUCUCACUCAUUAGGCAGUGAUAAGCCGAUCAAAAUCCAUGGUCCAAGUCACUGUGCAGGGUGUAAAGAGGAAAUCAAGCACGGCCAGUCCUUGCUGGCACUGGAAAAACAAUGGCAUGUUAGCUGCUUCAAGUGCCAGACAUGUGGCGUCAUAUUGACUGGGGAAUAUAUCAGCAAAGAUGGUGUGCCUUACUGUGAGUCUGAUUACCACGCUCAGUUUGGGAUUAAAUGUGAAACCUGCAGCAAGUAUAUCAGCGGCAGAGUCCUAGAGGCUGGUGGAAAGCACUAUCACCCAACAUGUGCCCGCUGCGUGCGCUGCCAGCAGAUGUUUUCUGAAGGAGAGGAGAUGUAUCUGACAGGCUCUGAAGUGUGGCAUCCAAUAUGCAAACAGGCAGCACGUGCAGAGAAGAAACUAAAAUAUAGAAGAGCGUCUGAGACAUCUAUCUCACCUCCUGGAUCUAGCAUUGGUUCUCCCAACCGUGUAAUAUGUGCUAAGGUAAACAAUGAAAUUUUAAAUUACAAGGAUCUAGCAGCUCUUCCUAAGAUUAAAGCAAUCUACGCAGUGCAGCGCCCUGACCUCAUUUCAUACGAGCCUUAUAGCAGAUACACGUCGGAUGAGAUGCUGGAGAGAUACAGCUAUGGGGAGGAUAUUUAUGAAGGGAUGGACUUACGACAGAGGAGAUCUUCCAGUCCUGGUUACAUUGACUCUCCCCUCUACAGCCAUCGUGAAGUGUCCUUUACCAUGCCCAGAUCUCCACAACAUUACUACAGAUCAGGCACAGAAAGUGGACCCAACUCCCCUUUUUAUAGCCAGUUAGAUGUGCGUUGCUCUACACCAACCCUUUAUCAGGCUCCUCGGCAUUUUCAUAUACCAGCUGCUGGAGAGAGUAACAUUUACCGGAAACCCCCCAUCUAUAAACGGCAUGAUGAUCCAUUUGAAGCAACCAAAAGUAAAACAAGUGAUGAUCUGGUACAGUCCUCCAAAUAUCUCCCAGCAUACGCUUCUGAUCCUUACUACCAGUCCGAGUCUGAGUACUGGAUGUACUCACCAAAAGUGCCUCGAGCGCGGAGAUUCUCAUCAGGAGGCGAGGAAGAUGGAUUUGAUCGGAACAUGCAUAAGAUCCAGGGAGGCAUUGGAAGAAUGAUUCUGAAGGAGGAAAUGAAAGCACGAUCAUACACUGACCCCUGGACACCACCUCGAAGCUCUGCAGGCAGUAAAGAAGCUCUUCACACUGCUGGAUAUGAGGCUUCAUUAAAUGGAUCUCCCAGCAAGCGUUAUCUUGCAGACAGCGAUCCUUUGAUUUCCAAAUCGGCUUCACUGCCAGCCUACAGAAGAAAUGGCCUACACAGGCCGCCCAGCGCUGAGCUGUUCCAUUAUGACAGUGCCAACGCGGUGAACUGGGGAAUGCGAGAGUACAAGGUAUGAAGACGGAGAGUCUCUCUUGGAACAAGAGAUCAGUUGCUAUGACAACGUGUCAUUACAGAGUUACCCAUCACCUGAAAACGCCACUAUUUCUUUGUUUCCAUGUUCGUUCAAUAACACUUAUAAGGGCCUUCUCAAUAUCUUGAAAACAAAAUCAAUAUCAAAUAGAUUUGUUAUAUGCUCUAUUUUGUAUUUCUAAUAAUUUUCUACCCAUUUUCCCAAUGUGUGUAAUACAGCUUUUUUUUAUAAUAAAUACAAAUGUAGUCAAAGUGUUAUGUUUUUUAGCUAGUUAAGGUCUAGAUUACAAGUGGAGCGUGAUUUUAACAUGCUCCUGUAAACUGGCAAAUUUGCCCAUUUACUGGCACAAGUUAAAUAAUCAUCCAUUACAAGUGGCUGGUUAAUGCUACCGCAAGCUUGUGGUAGCACUUUGCGCUCAAAUUCAUUAACCAGAGAUCAGAUCUCUGGUUAAUGAACAAAAUGUCCCCCAUUUGCCCCCAAAAUAAAGUGUAUAGUUACAUGCAAUGGGAAAGCGAUGUCGCGUUCGCAUUGUGAUUUACUUUUAAUACCAGCUCAUAUUUGCGUACGCCGGUAUUAUUGAGUGGACCGCAAAUAUCAUGCUCGUAUAAGCUUUCAUAUAAAUAUCUUUAGGAGAGUUUAUUAAGGAAAUGCAGUUAUUGUGUAAUCACAGUUUUUGUUUAUCACUUUUCCUGGCAACAAAUUAUUGUUGCCAAAGAAAUCUGUGUAUUUGCUGUAGGUUUUGUAUUAUGUAGUAUUAUAAAUAUGUAUGGUAUUUUGUCACGUUAUUUACUUAUCUGUUACUAUCAAUGGUGGUUUUAGGCCAUUGGCGCCCAAACUACACCCUAGUGGCCGCAUCCAGCCCUCCAAGGGUUUUUGUGUGGCCCUCAGAACCACUGAGUAAAAAACAGACAUUAGUCAUUUCUUACCAAAAAAGGGUUUCAGAUUUGUAGUAAGGUAAUUAAAGGGGCAUUGUUCUGAAAAAUUGAUUUCCCCUUAAAGGGACAGUAUACUAUAAAAUUGUUUUUCCCUUAAUGUGUUUCCAAUUAAUUUUUUUACCAGCAGCAGAGUAUAAAUUGUAUGAGAUUUGCUUUUUUAAUUCUUAAUUGUGUAUAUGAAUUAGCUGAUUUUGUGUUUUGAAGCCACAGCCUAAUAAAAUGGGUUGAGCUUGUAGGUAUAAUCAGAACUCAUUUUAUCACAUUGUGUAAAUAUACAUGUGUCUUUAUCUUAUAUCUGUCCAUAAACCAAUCACCAAUACUUGGAGAGAACAAUAGAAAAUUAACAUUUUAUUACCUUAUCUCUUCUAUAACCCACUGGGAGUGUAAUUUCUUCUACUGGCUGUUAAGACAGCUUGGCCUGGAGGCUAAAAACUUUCAGAAUAGGUGGGGAUACCACAGGCUAAAUAAACAAUUUCAAAUGCCAAUAUAAGGGUAAUGGAAAUACUUGCAAACAAUUUAAUACACUCCAGCAGGUAAAGUCGAUAAUUGGGAACAAAUUAAAGGGGGGAAAAUUUUUGAGUAAACUGUCCCUUUAAUGUGUAUAUAAUGAUUUAUUAUACCAGCUGCAUCGCUCAUUUGGUUUACUUUUGUAUAUGUAAUAGCUGUUUUUGCUCAUUGAAAACACAAACCAUUUAAAUGGACUGGGCUUGUAGAAAGCACAUUCUUAAUUAUUGUUGUUUAAACACAUGCUUCGGUAUUUUAACUGUUAGUCCAUACACAAAGGUCGAUUCAAUACAAAAUUAACAUUUUUGUAUUUGGCACUCCUCCCCCACAGUGCUGCUGAUUAUUCUUGUUUACAAAGCUUUUUGUUAGAUAACACAAAAGUAUAAAUAUUCUCAUUAUAGGUGAUAUUUUUAACAUUCAAAAUCAAGCAUUUAAAAUGACAAUAUAAAGGUAAAGGAGCUAUUUGCAAACUGUUUAAAACCCUCUAACAUGUAAAAUGGAGCAUUAGGAACACCCAUUAGGAACACCUUCAAAGGAAGCAAAUUUUACAAAACAAUGUCGCUUUAAACACACAUGUACCACAUUUUGUUUUUUGUAAAUUUCAAUAUCAUAUACAGUUCAAUUAAAUUAAUAGUAACUCAUUUCCUAUGUCAUUUAACUAAAAUGUAAUUAUAAUCUGAUUUUAUUUUGUUUUUUUAACAUAAGUCUGAGUAAAAUUUGUGUCCUCUGACCAAAGCUGACUGGCAUUAUGUAAAACAGUUUGGUGCCCUGUUGCUAGACAAUAACAUUUUGGGGUGCACAAUGCUACAUUUUAAGGGUGUAGAGGUAUUGGUGGCAAGUUAUAAUCUUCCACUAUAUAUUUCUUUAACCAUUCAAUUUAUAUAACCCCCCCCCCCUUCUAUUCCCAUCUCUGUAUCCUUACUCCUCAUAAAGCCAUAAAAAAACAACUUUUGUUUAGUAAAUUCAAUGCAAAUGGCAUCUAUGAGGUUUGGAAUUGCCAGAGGGUUAUAUAGUGCCCCCUUAUUGCUACCCCAGCUACUAUAUUUUGUAUUAUUUUAUAUCUGCAUAUCCAUCUACUAUACAAAAAUAUAUAUUUAUUGUUUUACUGUAGAUAUAUCCUUAUGAGCUACUCAUGGUGACCACUAGAGGGAGAUCCAGACUGCCAAAAGAUGCAGACAGAACACGGCUGGAGCGCCAUUUAUCAGCUGAAGAAUUUUAUCAGGUCUUUGGGAUGACCAUAUCAGAAUUUGACCGCUUGGCACUGUGGAAAAGAAAUGAACUGAAAAAACAAGCCAGGCUUUUCUAAAUCACUGUACCAUGUGCCUCCACUAUAAAUAAAACACUGUAUAAAUAUAUUUAUAUAUAUAUAUAUAGAUCUUCUGUAUAACUACCACUUACGAUAUGUAUAUUGUAUUAUAGAAAAUUCUUGCCCCAGACAGAGGUUUUUUGCUUUAACCCAUUCAGCAGUGGAAGGGAGAAUAACGUAUUUCUAUGCAAAGUGUUGCAGCCCCAGUUACUGCUGCUGAAAGGGUCUUUCUGUGGUGAGAGAUAUUUUGAACUCUCAAUAUAUUUUGUAAUGCUUUUUUAUGUGCCGCUCUUUCUGAGAGUUGAAAUCUUCAAUAUGCCUACAUCAGUGAAGGUAAAGAGUAUAUGUUAUAAGCCCAUAUACAAAAAAGUCUGAUUAGUAAAACAUACUAUGGUGUUAACAAACCAAUGAAACUGAGUGACUGAUGUUACCACUGGGAAGAGCAAAAUUAAAGGCAGUAAACACUGAGAUUGUAAUCUAAAAUAUUUCAUUAUGUGUAGUUAAAAGAAGAAAACAUCUUUUACUUCUAUUAUUUAUUUCGUUGACAUAAAGUAAUGGGUGUAGCUGAAACAUAGAUUUCCUUUACUAAUCUAUUCUGUUAAGGACUAUGAAGGAUAGAUCAAGUGUGCAAACAAUGGCAUUGUGUGUAAUAAUAGCAAUGUUAAAGGGAUUUUAAUAAGUUACCUUAAUGCAAUAUUCUGCGCACAGACAUUUUUUUAUCUAUCCUUAAAGGGACACUGAACCCAAAAUGUUUCUUUCAUGAUUUAGAGAGGCUGAAUUAUCAUAUGUGUAUAACUUGUGUUUCUGGCGAGUCUAAAGACUUGCCAGAAACACGGACCGUCAAGCUCCUUGAUAAAUGGGCCUCAGAGCAUGCAAUUUUAAGCAACUUUCUAAUUUACUCCUAUUAUCAAUUUUUCUUCGUUUUCUUGCUAUCUUUAUUUGAAAAAGAAGGCAUCUAAGCUUUUUUUUUUUUUUUGUUUCAGAACUCUGGACAGUACUUUCUUAUUGGUGGAUGAAUUUAUCCACCAAUCAGCAAGAACAACCCAGGUUGUUCACCAAAAAUGGGCUGGAAUCUAAACUUACAUUCUUGCAUUUUUAAAUAAAGAUACCAAGAGAAUGAAGAAAAUUUGAAAAUAGGAGUAAAUUAGAAAGUUGCUUAAAAUGUAUCUGAAUCACCAAUGAAAAAAAAUUGGGUUCAGUGUCCCUUUAAAAGGACAUGAAACCCAAAUAAUGUAUAUGACUCAAGCAGAGAAUACAAUUUAAAAAAAAGUUUUCAAUUUACUUCUAUUAGUAAAUUUGCUUCGUUCUCAUAUUAUUUAGAUAGGUAGCGUGCACAUAACUGAAGCACUAGAUAACAGGAAAUAGUGCUGCUAUCUAGUGCUCUUGCUAAUAUAUAACAUUGUUGCAAACUGCAGCCAUGUUGUAAUGCAGAGAUGUGCACACUCCUGAACUUACCAUCCUGCUUUUCAACAAAGGAUAACAAGAAAACAAAGAAAGUUUGAUAAUUGAAGUACAAUGGAAAGGUGUUUAAAAUUGUAUGUUCAAUUUAAAUCAUGAAAGAAAAAUGUUGGGUUUUAUGUCCCUUUAAAGGGACAUAAUACCCAUAUGCUAAAUCACUUGAAAGUGAUGUAGCAUAACUAAAAAAAAAAGCUGACAAGAAAAUAUCACCUGAACAUUUCUGUGUAAAUUUUGGGUUUCAUGUCCCUUUAAUCGUCCUCAGCAGAAUAGAUUAGAUAAGGGAUUCCUAGCACCCAUUACUUUAUAGCACGGAAAAUACUUUAUGGAAACUAAAACUUUUCACUUAUUUCUUCAAUAUUGAAACAACAAAUAUCUGAAGUUAUUAAACUCCCCUAGGCAUCACAACCAGUGCCAAAAGUUUGAUGGACAAUUGAAUAAAUAUGUAAAAAUAACUAAAGAAAUACAACUUAUUGUAUGUUUUACCUAUCAUUCUUAAAGGAACAUGAAACCUCAAUGGGGUUUUUUAUGAUUCAGAUAGAGCAUGAGAUUUUUAACAACUUUCUAAUUUACUUCUAUUAUUAAUUUUUCUUCAUUCUCUUGGUAUGUUUUGUUGAAAAGCAGGGAUGUAACGCUUAUGAGUACAUUUUAAAGUUUUUUUAAAAAAAUGGUAUGCUCUGUCUGAAUCACCAAUCAAAAUGUUUGGGUUUGAUAUCCCUUUAAUUCGUACAUGGCGAUUCAGCGUAAUCAUGCGGUGUCAUAAGGAUUGUUACAAGAAAUGACCUCAUCUGUGUAAUUUGUGUAAGAUUCAGACUAUACUUUGUGUCUCACAGUGUCAGGUGGCAUAUUGUUACAUACUAACCUCACUUUUAAAGUAAUGGCAAGAUAUGUUUAGCUUUUCUUUUAUAUAUAUAUUUGUUGUCCUAUGUAACAAAAAUAUUGAUUAUUUUGGCACAGAUAUACUUUUUACAAUAUGUCCCAGAGCUAAACAUUGUUAUUUUAAGAAGUUAAUUGAAACAAAAUUACUAAGCAAGCUGGGAUAAGGCUGUGAUGUAACAAACUUUAGAAUGAUUCUACAUUAGUUUUGCCAGCUGUGCUCCACAAAAAUACUGGAAAUCUGUCUGUGACAGGGCAUAAUGGUAGUUAAGGUCAGGCAAUAUAUAUGCUCGGCCUCAGCCCCGUCUCUUGUAUAUUUUUCACAAAUUAGCAGUCAUUUUACCCCUGGGCUGCCAAUGGCAUACAAAUAAAUAAUUUUACCUCUUUGGCUGAUAGUUACAUACUUAAACAGAAGUGAUUCAACACCCUUGAUAGCCCCUCACUUCUUUCUGCUCUAUAUUUUGAAUGUGCUGAGGUAUAGGAGGCCUUUUAUAUUUACCUAACCCUCUGGGACUUUAUAAAAACUGGAGAUUUAAGUGUCUGUUAUUUUUGUGACAAUUUUACUGGACAAGCUUGCUAAAAUACUGGACUGUCCGGUUUAAUACUGGACACCUGGCAACAUAUUUUUCUGUACUUUAAACAAAGCCACAUGGUAAAAUAGCACAGGCUAUUAAAUCAGAUGACAACCACUGUUACCUGAGGCUAACCCAUCUGGCUUGUUAUUUUCUCUGAGAUGGAUAGGCAUGGCCUAGAUUCACUGACAAUUUUCAACCCUAACCGUAAUUACUGCAAUGUAUAGCUAGAUCACAUUGAGACGCAUAUUGCAGAGACAGGACUGAUACGUAGUUACAACCAUGUUACUACAAUAAACAACUAAUAAGUGCUCAUAAUCAAGUCCCACAAAACCAAGAGCUUGUGUGCAGUGACUGCCCUUAUAAUAUAGCAUCAGUUACUAAAAGGACACAUAUUGUAUACAAUAUUUAAUUGUGUGCAGUAAAACAAAGCUUUGUGAUAAAGUCAUUUUAUAGUUUGAAAGAACCUAUGUUUCUUUCAAAAUAAGUGGCUAAACCUGCUAUAUACUGGGCAAUGAUUGCUUAGAACAGUGGACAAACUCCUUUACAGGUAACUCUAAAUUGCCACUAUUAAAGGGAGAUGAAACCCACAUUUUUUCUUUCAUGAUUCAGAUAGAGCAGGCAAUUUUAAGCAACUUUCUAAUUUACUCCUGUUAUCAAUUAUUCUUUGUUCUCUUGGUAUCUUUAUAUGUAAAGCAGGAAUGUAAUUUUUUUUUUUUAAAAGCAGGAAUGGGUAGCGCUUGCUGAUUGGUGGCUAAAUGUAGCCACCAAUCAGCAAGCGCUACCCAGGGAACUCAACCAAAAAUGGGCUGGCUCAUAAGUUUACAUCCCUGCUUUUUAAAAUAAAGAUACCAAGAGAACAAACAAAAAUUGAUAAUAGAAAUAAAUUAGAAAGUUAAUUAACAUUGCAUGCUCUAUCUUAAUCAUGAAAAAAAUUGGGUUUAAUAUCCCUUUAAGGGAGACGAAAUAAA
This is a messenger RNA of Bombina bombina (fire-bellied toad), 9090 nucleotides long. It is a transcript of the gene ABLIM3, whose product is annotated as actin binding LIM protein family member 3. Gene Ontology annotation, biological process: cilium assembly; lamellipodium assembly. Gene Ontology annotation, cellular component: stress fiber; actin cytoskeleton. The transcript is spliced from 21 exons. Gene Ontology annotation, molecular function: actin filament binding. The coding region runs from base 630 to 2456 and encodes 608 amino acids. The record is from RefSeq and is a predicted model, not a curated record. NCBI's taxonomy places the organism in Eukaryota, Metazoa, Chordata, Amphibia, Anura, Bombinatoridae.